Messenger RNA from Octodon degus (degu), 746 nucleotides. RefSeq names its product tyrosine-protein kinase FRK-like. The annotation marks the transcript as partial. Gene Ontology annotation, molecular function: protein binding. The transcript has 2 exons. Lineage: Eukaryota; Metazoa; Chordata; Mammalia; Rodentia; Octodontidae. The record is from RefSeq and is a predicted model, not a curated record.
UCUUCUGACUGAGCAGCUACCCAGUUUCCACUGGAUUCAGCUGUGGGGCAGCAGCUGCGGCUGUGGACAGUGAGGUAGUGUGAGUAUCUCCCGACAGCUACUCACUGUUGCAACCAGCUCCUCAGGACUUGCACUUUCUCCAGAGUAUGGUGAAUUGGACCUGAUUUCAAAGUUGACUGGUGCUAGAGGAAAAGGUGGAUCUGCGAUCACUGAGAGAAGAAAGCCCCUUUCCCCUUCUGCUGACUGGGCCAUCAUGGGUAAUGUCUGUUUGAGGGUCUGGGCAUAUUUGCAGCCCUGUUUCCCCUGUGUGUCCCAGGAUGCCGACAGCUCAUUGGUGAUUGAGAAUCCAGGGGCUCACUGUGCCCCUGAACCUCCACAGUCACUAAAGCAGAAACAAGAGAGAAGCCACAGCCAGUACUUUGUUGCUUUGUUUGAUUACCAAGCUCGGACCACAGAGGACCUGAGCUUCCGUGCAGGUGACAAACUCCAAGUCCUGGACACUUCGCAUGAGGGCUGGUGGUGGGCCAGACACUUGGAGAAAAGGGAAGACAGCUCCGGCCAGCAGCUGCAGGGCUACAUUCCUUCUAACUAUGUGGCUGAGGACAGAAGCCUACAGGCAGAGCCGUGGUUCUUUGGAGCACUCAAAAGAGCAGAUGCAGAAAAUCAACUGUUGUAUUCAAAAAAUCAGACAGGUGCCUUUCUAAUCAGAGAAAGUGAAAGCCAGAAAGGAGAGUUCGCCCUUUCAG